Talaromyces rugulosus is the source of this 1365-nucleotide messenger RNA. RefSeq lists its product as uncharacterized. The coding region runs from base 1 to 1365 and encodes 454 amino acids. Gene Ontology annotation, molecular function: zinc ion binding. The transcript is spliced from 2 exons. Lineage: Eukaryota; Fungi; Ascomycota; Eurotiomycetes; Eurotiales; Trichocomaceae. The record is from RefSeq and is a predicted model, not a curated record.
AUGGCGUCCAUGGAUAUUGGCGAGCUGGUCAGCCUCAUGGACUUGAAUGGCGGGGCAGAGGAGGUGGUCGACCUCCGAGCACUGGACUAUGUUUCCAAGUAUGACGAGCAUCUCAUGUGCCCGAUAUGCCACUGUCCAUUCAUCCGGCCGCUGCGACUGCGCUGCGACCAUGUCUUUUGCCAAAAGUGCUUGAAUGAGGCCAUCACAUCUACGACAUCGGACCCGCAUAGCUUCCGCUGUCCGUCAUGCCGCUCUCACGCCCGCGAGAUAUUCGGCAAUGUUCCGCGGCUGCUGAUCAACAUGUGCGACGAUAUCCGAGUCCGCUGUCCUUAUUCGGACGAGGGCUGCAAGGAAAUAAUGCCCCGCGGACACGUCCAGCUGCAUGUCGACAAGUAUUGCGACUCUAAACUGAUGGACUGCCCGGUCUCGACCUGCACGCAACAGACCCGCAAGAAAAACUUGAGCGCCGACGGGAAAUGCAUGCACACUGUUUUGAAGUGCGAGGCGUGUGACGAAGACAUAGUAGAGCAGGAUUUGGAGGAGCAUCAAAACGAACACUGUCCAAGUUUGCGCACAAACUGCCCCGACUGUGACGCUUUGUUAUUCGUUAGUGCCUUGGAAGAGCACGUGGAUACAUGUCCAGAGGCUAUCCACGAAUGUCAAGCAUCAAAAUACGGAUGUAGCGCCAGGUUGAAGCGGUCUGAAUUGACAGUCCACGAACGAAGCUGUCCGUUAAUCACCAUGGGCCCGUAUAUCGAAGCCCAGAACUCGCGCAUUGACUCGCUCGACAUGACGAUACGACAGCUGCGUCAGAGAAACGAAAUCCUAGAGGACGGAAUCUCAAACAUCCGCUCGACUCUGGUGGAAAGCACCCAGCUUACGCCUGAAAGCCGGCAAUCGCCAAGUGGAAAUGAGAGUCAUCCUCACCCUGAGAGCGGGGAGGCUGAACAGGGUGACCGCUCAUCUAACUUGUCGUCCACAACGACGAUGACUUAUCUAUUAUCUCUACACGAGUCCCUACGCGAAGAAGUUUCGAGACUUUCGCACGCCAUCACCGAUCUGGACGCCCGAGCUAGCAUGGCCAUUUUGAACGAGAGCAUGCGAAUUAAAGAAGACAUGGCCCACACUAGCGCUGCCAUCAACACAAUCCGCAUGCAGAUCCACUGGCUGUUGAAUCCCCGGCUGCAGCAGGGUCAUCGGUUUGCCUCUGCAGCGGGCAGCAGCAGCAGCACAACAAGUACUGGCCAAGGAGCUGGCACAGCAGCCGGGCCGAGUUCAGGGCCAGCAUCACGAUUUGCUUAUAACACCGAAGGUAUUCCACCUCGGCGAUUGAGCGACAGUGGUCGCGAAGGGACAAAAUUGUAG